GACUAAUUUCUGUUGCUGUGGCGUGGUGGUGGUUCUUCCAGCAACACUUCUCUUCUAGUUGGUCAACUGUCCUCCAACCUGAAGUUCAGCGCCGAGAAGCUGCUUCCUUCUACGAACUUUUUACAGACAGACAGAUUGAGGCAGAAUGUCUGAGCUUCCAGCUUUCCCUCGUAUGUCCUUCCUCUUGAUUACCAUUUUGGGUAUGACCUUGAUGACAUCAGGCUUCCCUCAGCCACGACUACCUCUCAGAAGUCCUGAUGAUUCAGAUGAAGCGAAGCGAGACGACUGGGAUGUGGUCUUCCCUUCUAUCUCUCUCCGGGAUUGGAGCAUCCAAAUGAUGUCGGCGCCCAGCCUCAGAGCAGCAGCAGACAAGGCAGGGCUGAUGAGGGACGCGUGGCUCUUCGCCCCGGAGAGGACAGAGGCAAGCGUGGAGGGGCCGUGGCCUUCUGAGUGGUCUCAAGGGGCCGGGAUGGUGAAGAGGAACAUGGUGGUGGCUGAUGAUGCUGCCUUCAGAGAGAAGAGUAAGCUCCUCACGUCCAUGGAGAGGCAGAAGUGGCUCAACUCCUACAUGCAGAAACUACUGGUGGUUAAUUCUUAGUCAUAA
Mugil cephalus (flathead mullet) is the source of this 604-nucleotide messenger RNA. RefSeq names its product parathyroid hormone 2 (gene pth2). The coding region runs from base 146 to 598 and encodes 150 amino acids. The record is from RefSeq and is a predicted model, not a curated record. The transcript is spliced from 4 exons. Gene Ontology annotation, cellular component: extracellular region. Lineage: Eukaryota; Metazoa; Chordata; Actinopteri; Mugiliformes; Mugilidae. Gene Ontology annotation, biological process: neuropeptide signaling pathway.